This is a messenger RNA of Rotaria sp. Silwood2, 288 nucleotides long. The record is from the annotation of a GenBank genome assembly. NCBI's taxonomy places the organism in Eukaryota, Metazoa, Rotifera, Eurotatoria, Philodinida, Philodinidae.
AUGUUAGUGAAAGAAUCUAAUAGUGAUGAUUCAGAAGAAUAUGAUUUUCCGAAUGAGUCUACGAUUACAAAUAUGUCAUCAGAUGAAGAUUUUUCUUAUGAUAGUGAUGAAGAUGGAGGUGAAAAGGAAACAGAAAAUGAAGAACAAGCUUCAUUACAGAUUGAUGGAAACAACCAAUGUCAAAAUAAUGAACAAAUUAUCAUUGGAACAGAUUCUAAUCUUGAUGUAUUACCAUCAACGAUUUAUAAUUUAUUAGAACGUGUUAGAAAGCUAAUAGCAUUUAUUUGA